This is a messenger RNA of Pseudoliparis swirei, 2469 nucleotides long. Its product is annotated as ras-related protein Rab-15-like. Bases 1149 to 1781 code for a protein of 210 amino acids. The transcript has 7 exons. The record is from RefSeq and is a predicted model, not a curated record. NCBI's taxonomy places the organism in Eukaryota, Metazoa, Chordata, Actinopteri, Perciformes, Liparidae. Gene Ontology annotation, molecular function: GTP binding; GTPase activity.
GAAUGUGUGUGAGUGUGUGUGUGGGCGUGUGGAGGGAAGUGGCUGCAUGAAACUGCUAAUAGAAAGCAAUCAAGAGGCAUCAUUUUCACGUUUAAGGAUAUUCAAUUUCCCUAAAUCCCUUCUCAUGAAUUGUGUCAGGUGGAAAGAAGAUUCAGAUUUCUUUGUUUUUCUGUUUCAGAUGUUAUCUGGACAAUAAGAGGCCGAUGCCUGUACUCGGGAUACUAUUAAGGACACAGAGGUUAAAUCCUUAUUAAUAUUUCAGAGAAUUCGGGGCUUUACAUCAACAGAAGUUUACAUGUUGGAUUUCUUUAAAGCCGGAUUCUCAUAGUUGUAAUAAAAAAUGGUAAGAUUCGAUUGUUGUAAUGCAAAGGUAAAAUAACAUAAAUAAAUGGCUUUGGAUUAGAUAUUUAGUAUUCUAUGGCAAAAGUCUGCACUGGAAGUGUGGAUGAACAACAUAAAAAGAAAAGGACAUGUUGUACAUUGUUUCCGAUGUAUAAUAAUGUAAAACGUGAACACCUUUGUUGGUGUUAAGCCAACACGUUCUGGGGAGGGUGGGGUUACAUUGUGGGGAUGCGGUCUCAUGACUUGAGUCUAUCUAAUACCUGGAUAUAGCUCUGCAUAUAUAUGUUGUUUACAUAUUGAUUUUAGGAUCAGCUCCUGUGUGAUGUGUCCCAGCUAACAACCCCACAGGCCCCACUGCAAGAGGCAGCCUCUUCAAUGAUGCAGGUCGUGUGCUGCCUCCAGGGGACGUAGGUAGUGACUUAGAAAACAAGCACGUACAUUCCAAAUGAAAUAAUGUCAUCUUUGUUGCGCAGUGUAAAGUCUUUAAAUGAGAAGAUAGUGGCCAUUGAAAACAUUAUGUGGAUUAAAUACAUGAACACUAAUCAGCGUUGUUCAUGUUUCUACCAUCUUUAACCUAUAAUGUGAUCAACUCGGAUGGAACAACAAUAUAACUUGCUAUUAUAUAUAUAUGUAUAAUAUCUGUAAUCAACCAUCUUAUAUAAAAUGCUGCGAGUUGUGAAUUAGAACUUCACUUGUAUCUGACGUUUCCGAGAAUUUUUUUUCCCGAGGGGCCCUGAAAGCAGCAUACAGCAACAGUGUGCCUAUGCGACGUGGUCAUGCCUUCUCCUAAGUUGUAGUUGCUGGUCAUGGCUAAGCAGUACGACGUGCUGUUCAGGCUGCUGAUGCUCGGAGACUCGGGCGUCGGGAAGACGUGCAUGCUGCGCAGGUUCACGGAGAGUUACUUCGACCAUUCACACAUCUCCACCAUCGGAGUUGAUUUUAAAAUGAGAACACUAGAAGUAGAUGGAAUCAAGGUGCGAGUACAAAUAUGGGACACGGCGGGUCAGGAACGUUAUCAGACCAUCACCAAGCAGUACUACAGGCGUGCACAGGGCAUCAUCUUUGUAUACGACAUCACGAGCGAGUCGUCCUUCCAGCACAUCGUGAAGUGGGCCAGUGAUGUGGACGAGUUCGCCCCGGACGAGGUGCGGACGAUCUUGGUAGGAAACAAGUCUGAUGAGGAGCUCAGGAGGCAGGUACCAAAGGACCAAGGAAGCAAGCUAGCAGAGAGCUAUGGGAUGGAGUUCUUUGAGACCAGUGCUUCCACCAGCAGUAAUAUCAGUGAGGCCUUCACUCGAGUGACAGAACUGGUGCUGCAGGCUCACAAGAAAGACGUGGAUAACUUGUUGGGAUCUCUGGACGAUUAUCUGGAGAAGGCCGCUUUGGAAGAGGAGAAAGGCUCCGACUGCGACACCAUUCGGAAGGCCUGCGCCUGUUAGGAGAAGGAAAGGUCGCAGUACUAUGGCUCAUACUUUAGCUUAAGACAUAUGCUCCCCACUCAGCCCUCCUCCGCCUCCUUCAUGGAUACUGGGAUCAUCUGGCCAGAAGGGUGCUCAAUUGGUUUGAGCUUUGUAAGUAUGUGAGACGCUAGCUGCAGUUAGCAGCAGCAACCAGCAGGGGGCGGUUUCUGUUGCAUGACGCUGAGCCCUGGAGCUAUCAAUGCACGUGCUAUGUGUGUAUAUUUAUAUAUAUAUAUCAAUAAAUGUGUGUGUGUAUGUAUAUAUGUGUGUGUGUAUACACACACACACACACAUAUAUACACACACACACACACAUGUUUGUGUGUGUAUAUAUGCUAAAACAAGGUAGCCAGAGGACAGAGUUGAAUUAUUUACGCCUCGAAACUCGAACCAAGCAGGGGUGGAUUCUUUUACACAAUGGGCUUAUUUCCUCAAGGAAGAUGGUGUUGUGUCAUGUCCAGUGACCUUUCUGAAUGCAGUGCAUGUUUGUUUUCCACCCUGAAUGUAAAUGUAUACGUUAGUUUUUGUUAUGAACGUGACUGGCAUUGCCUGCUGUGUGUUACACAUUUAAGCAGGCUGCUCAGAAUGAUGUUUUCAGGGUUUGCUGAGGUGCCACAUGAUAUGUCAUUUAAACGUAUUGUUAAUAAAUUGCCAGAUUUAAAACGGA